UUUUAAGCAAGUUCUGGAUGUUUGUUGCCCUCACACCAGAAAUCUGCUCUUGUGCUGAGGCAGUUUUCUUCUUUGUCUCGGCUUACAUCUCGAUGUGCUUGAUUCAGCAAACUAGUCUGGAGUUAACUCUGAAAAAACCAUGACCGCAAACGGCCCUGAACAUCACUGCAAUGGCUCAACUCACAACUUGGUGGCAUCGGUCCUUCCUCCGGUGCUAAUCAUAGAGAUGUUACUCGGUCUGCCUGGGAACAUCAUGGCAUUAUAUGUUUUCUGCAAAAAUAUGCAAUCCUGGAGGACCAACGUUACAUUUCUCUUCAACCUAAUUCUGUCCGACUUCUUGCUCCUCCUGAGUCUACCUUUCCGCGUCGACAACUUCGUACGCGGCGAGACAUGGAUAUUCGGAGAAGCCUGGUGUCGGAUCAACCUAUUUAUGCUGGCUGUGAACCGUUCAGCCAGCAUUGCGUUCAUGACUGCCGUGGCUUUUGACCGCUACUUUAAAGUGGUGCAUCCGCAUCACAAAAUCAAUCACAUAUCCUCAAAACAAGCAGCCGGGGUUGCCUGCCUCAUCUGGGCCACUGUGAUAGCCCUGAGGAUCCCUUUGCUGACCAACCACCUUCUAAACACAAACAACAACAACUCCCAUUGCAGAAGUUUCAGUAAUUAUAAGAAUCCAUCACUAGGUAUUCGCCUGCAUUAUGGUGUGUUUAUCUUAGAGUUUUUUGUGCCUCUAAUACUGCUGAUCUUUUGCUCUGUGCGCAUUGCAUGCAUCCUGCGUUCUCGCCAGAUGGACAAAGACAAGCGGGGACAAAGGGCUAUUCGCACAGUUCUGGUUAUCGUUGGGGUUUUUGUCUUUUGUUUUUUCCCCAGCAUUGGCACAGGGCUGACUGCCCUCUUUUUAAAGCCACUUGGAAAGAAGUAUUGCAACGCUUACAAUAUAACCUCUCAGUUGUUUGCUAUGUCUAUAGCAUUCACAUAUCUGAACAGCGCUCUUGAUCCAGUCAUCUACUGCUUCUCCAGUUCCUUAUUUCGCAAUUAUUUGAAGUCAACUCUUAACCGGACUGGCGUGAUACAGCUACAGCUCAGCAGACGGGGCAGCACAUACAGCGGCAGUGACUGAGAACUGGGCUUGGACUACACAGGAUGAUGUGGAUGGGGAUUGAUCAGGCAUUGGACUGCAUGUAUCACAGUUUAAAAUAUAAUUAUAAAUGAGUCAUUUUAAAGGACGACUCGCAAUGUCUCACUACCUAUUAAAGCACUGCCAUGUUUGUUUGGACAUCUUGACUUUUUCUGUACAACAUGGCAGCAUUGGGUCCACACUGGAUGGAUGGAUGGAUGGGUGGAUGGAGGGAUUCGAUAGAUUUGAUGGAUGGAUGAAUUAGAUGGAUGGAUACCAUAGAUAUAUAGAUGGGUUCACACAUCCCUACACUUUUAUGAUAAAAUAUGAUAAAUAAUACAUAAAAAGUAUGUAAAAUAAUAUUAUUAUAAAUACAAAAUGAUAAAUUAAAUGAAUAAAUAAAAUGAAACAAUAUAACAAUUUUCAGGUUUGCAAAUAGACUGAAAUGUGUAGUCCUAAAAGAAAGAAAAUAGACCAAAACAACUAUUUCCCGCCAUUACUGGAAUUUGCUGUCAUUUAUGAGACAACACUUAACUAUCAUAUUUCCAGCAAUGUUUUCACGUUUGGGGGCGUUGUUACACAAGCACUGUUUAAUACAGCGUCUAUAGAUCCGUAUACGAAUCGCAUCUUGGCAUUGUCUUACCUUUCUGUUCAAAAUGUUCAAAAUGUUGUAUUACUUAACAAACUUUCCCGUUUGAAGCAUUUUUAUUCCAUCCAUCCAUUUUUCAAAUCUUUUUGUCCUCUGAGGGUCAUAGCGGACUGGAGCCUGUCCCAGCAGGCAUCACCAAAUGGAAUUGGAAAACAAUUCAUGCAGGAUUGUUGUUGACUUCCCCUUGCCUGCCAUCUCAAAUGGUCGAGCAUUGCAUUACAAGCUUGAAAGGUUGUAGGUUUGAUACCCAGGAAUACACAUGCAGUGCAAAUCAAAUUUGAACACACUGUAAGUCAGGUUUGAUCAAAGCGCCUGGCAAAAUGCAUAAAUAAAACUGUAUUGUUAUGCAAAUGAAUUUAUUAUGAAUCAUUAUAAAAAAGUUAAAGUAACAAAAUGACUGUGAAUUUCAAACUAGGCCUAUUUAUUUGGAAUGCUUCACUAUGUGAGCUGCCGUAAUGUCACACAGACGCUUUAAUCUCAGAAAUAGCGCAGAAUUGUAAAUAUUUCUUCAUGUUUGCAUGAUGUUUUCAGCAUCAUAACAUCUCUUUGUUUGGCAUUUGUGAUAAUCCUUAAACUUUCUAUCAAUUCUGAUUAAUUCUUAUUCUGGUUGUACAGGAAGAUAUUUGGAAGAAUGUCAGUAACCAAACAGAUCUCCUCCCCCAUUGACUCCCAUAGUAUUUAUUUUCUAUGGCAGUAAAUGGAGUAUGAUAUCUGCUUGGUUACUGACAUUCUUUAUUUUCAGCAGAACAAAGAAAUUUAUACAUGUUUGGAACAACCAGAGGUUGAGUAAAUGAUGACAUGUUGAACUGUGCCUUUAAGAGACUAUCCCAAUAUCAAUGUAAAUUAUUAUAAUUUUACUAUGUCUGACUAAAGUAUUAGUGAAAUAAAAAUACACAUUGUUUACUAAUGUUGGUUACUUAUCUAUACAGAA
Molecule: messenger RNA, 2694 nt
Organism: Triplophysa rosa
Lineage: Eukaryota; Metazoa; Chordata; Actinopteri; Cypriniformes; Nemacheilidae
Gene: hcar1-3
Product: hydroxycarboxylic acid receptor 1-3
Exons: 2
Coding region: 140-1117 (325 amino acids)
Biological process (GO): G protein-coupled receptor signaling pathway
Cellular component (GO): membrane
Molecular function (GO): G protein-coupled receptor activity
Source: RefSeq, a predicted model, not a curated record